Molecule: messenger RNA, 4732 nt
Organism: Bombus huntii
Lineage: Eukaryota; Metazoa; Arthropoda; Insecta; Hymenoptera; Apidae
Gene: dsh
Product: segment polarity protein dishevelled homolog DVL-3
Exons: 11
Coding region: 406-2526 (706 amino acids)
Biological process (GO): canonical Wnt signaling pathway; intracellular signal transduction
Cellular component (GO): cytosol
Molecular function (GO): frizzled binding
Source: RefSeq, a predicted model, not a curated record
GGUGUAAAAAUGAGGCUGGAGAUUGUCUUUCUAUCUUCGUUCGUUUCCAAUCUUCGAACGGAGAGUCGAGUUGAGUGUCGGGCCGACUGCCGCGACUGUGUGUAAUGUCGACAAGAAUGUUGACGUUUAAUUCAACUCGUCGGAAGCAACGAAUACGUGUCGUGCGAGUCUCGUGAAUAAUGUCAACGAAUUCCUUAUAACUUACUACACGCAGCCGUAAUAAUGUUACGUACCGUGGAGUUUACGUAAACCUGUAAUAUUCAUGAACGAACAAUCAUCGUACGCGCGAGGGCUUUGGCUCGAACUGUGACGCGCCAUAUUGGUUUUAAGAGAAUUGUUCAUAUUAGUGGGCUUUGGGUGAAUCUGUUUUACUGCAAAUGCACGUAGUAUAAUAAAGUUGAGACGAUGGAAGAGACUAAAAUCAUAUAUCACAUUGAUGACGAGGAAACCCCCUACUUGGUGAAGCUUACCAUCUCACCGGAAAGGGUCACUCUUGCCGACUUCAAAAAUGUCUUGAAUCGGCCGAAUUAUAAGUAUUUCUUCAAAUCAAUGGACGAUGAUUUUGGUGUGGUGAAAGAAGAAAUUGUAGAUGACGAUGCCCAUCUUCCCUGUUUUAAUGGACGAGUUGUUUCCUGGCUGGUGUCUGCUGAAGGCAGCAAUGUAUCGGAUGGUGCAUCACAGUGCACAGAUUCAGUGGCACAUAGUGAGGCAAAACAUGAUCGUGUUGAUCAUGUGACACCUGGUCACACAAAUCGUGGCCCACCCCCAUUGUCACAUGAUGAUACUCUAACUGAAACAGAAAGUAUUACAAGUAGUCGACAAGGGCAUCAUUUGCACAAAAGUUCAAGACACCAUUCAGAUAAAUAUGAGAAAUACAAUAAAUACAAUGGACUUCGUAUAAAUGGUCAUUCGAAACACAGAUCGGGCCAUGGUUAUGAGACUGCUUCUAUUUUAAGUUCAGAUUUAGAGACAACAACAUUUUUAGAGUCAGAUGAUGAUGCUAGUAGCCGUAUAACAUCAACUACAGGCAGACAUACCAAUAUGAGUAGUACGGUUGACAGGGCAACUUUAGAGCGGCGUAGACCACAGAGGAGGAGACGUCAUAGAUUGCCACCUAUGUCUAGAACAUCAUCCUUUAGCAGUAUAACAGACAGUACAAUGUCUUUGAAUAUCAUAACAGUUUCAUUGAAUAUGGAUACUGUUAAUUUCCUUGGGAUUAGCAUUGUUGGUCAAAGUAACAAAGGUGGAGAUGGUGGAAUCUAUGUUGGUUCAAUAAUGAAAGGGGGAGCAGUUGCUUUAGAUGGCAGAAUAGAACCUGGUGACAUGAUUCUUCAAGUAAAUGACAUUAAUUUUGAAAAUAUGUCUAAUGACGAGGCAGUUAAAGUACUACGUGAAGUAGUUCAGAAACCAGGACCAAUCAAAUUAGUUGUUGCAAAGUGCUGGGAUCCAAAUCCAAAAGGGUAUUUCACAAUACCACGUACAGAACCUGUACGGCCUAUAGAUCCUGGUGCUUGGGUGGCACAUACGGCUGCUAUAAGGGGUGAAGGUUUUCCUCCACGCCCGCCAAGCGCCACAACAAUAACUUCAACAUCAAGCAGUCUUGCAAGCACACUGCCAGAUACAGAACGACCAUUGGAAGAACUUCAUCUUACGGUGAAUACCGAUAUGCCAACAGUAGUGCGAGCGAUGGCUCGGCCUGACUCAGGGUUGGAAAUUCGUGAUCGUAUGUGGCUUAAAAUAGUAAUACCAAGUGCAUUUAUUGGAGCAGAUGUUGUGGAUUGGCUUAAUACUCACGUAGAAGGAUUUAUUGAUCGACGCGAUGCAAGAAAAUACGCAUCUCUUAUGCUAAAGGCUGGAUUUAUUAGGCAUACAGUGAACAAGAUAACAUUUUCUGAACAAUGUUAUUAUAUAUUCGGUGACCUGUGUUCAUCUAUGAGUAGCAUGAAACUAGAUUGCGAUACAGUCGGACCAUUACCUCCGCCGAAUGCCUGGGACAUGCCUUAUUCAGGGACAUAUGCACCUCAUUCUGCAACUGGUUACAGUCCAAUGCCAUUUAACUUCACUAACGAACCAACUGUAUAUGGUUAUCACCGAGAAGAAAGUGUUCAUAGCGGUUCAGGCGGCAGUAGCGCAGGUAGUGAGCAUAUUUGCAAAGAACCUAUUCACGAUUUGAAGUCCUGUUCUUCAGCAUCUGAAUCUGAAUUGCAUAUUCCAUCAGUGCCAACUAUGCCAAGUAAAAAUUCUGGCAAUGGAAAUGGUUCGAAUGGAAAGAGGUCUAACGGCAGUCGCAGUCGUUCCAGUGGUUCUGAACAAUCUGUGCAGACAGGAACUGGUUCAGGAAAUCAACAGAACCAACAAGACUUAUCUGAGCGGCGUAUGCACGAGGAAACUCGUACACUGACUAGCGGUUUGGACAACAAUAGCAGAGACAAUAUCUGUGAGUGUAUUUUAUUUUGUCACAUCGAGGGACUCACGCUGAUUCCUUUCUUUCCGUAUAUCUCUGUCUUUUCGAAUUUCAAACAUUAAUGAAGAAGACAUUUUGGAGUACCAGUUUCUGCACAAGUGAAGAUAUUUGUUAAUGCAAUACGUAUACGUAAUGGUGGUACUAUAGGAGUUGAAAAAAAGGAAAUUAAGGUAUAUUUCCACUUGACUUUGAAUUGGGUGGAUGGAAGUAGCAAACACGAGACAUAUAUAUAUUUAUACAUAUAUAUAUAUAUAUAUAUAUAUAUAUAUAACAGACGAAUUUUGAUUAAGCGUCAUAGAAAAUAAAGAAUCUAAACUAUAUAUAAUUUGUAAUGGCUAUACAUAAAAGAAGGAAAUAGGAUUAAGGCCAUCAAAUUUCCAUGUGGUAUUUAAUAUCAUUCGAAAACGUGAUCUAUAUAUAGAUUUCGACAGGAAAACAAGAAAUGAUGGCGAAAAAGCGUGCUUUUUUAACGCAGGGUGUAUGUAGAUUGAGAAAAAGGAAUUCUCGUUAAUUCCAUAUAUGUGUUUUAUCGAUACUUCUUGUUCUACCUUUGUUUUUUUAUUUUGAAAUAAUCGCGAUAAUUAUGUAUCAUUUUCGAUUGUAUAUAUUUUCACACCGUUUGUCAGUUUAAACAAUAAUGGAUAUUUUCAGUUGGGCUUAAAAUUUUUCAUUUUUGAUCUUAAAAGUUUUUGAAAGUAAAAAAAUUCUUUUUUUUUCUAACUGUUUCAUUUGUUCCUUUUUUCAAAUAUUAAUUAUCAUGUUAUAAUAUGGCUGUAUUUUUAAUUAUACGGGUAUAUGAACAUCAAAUUUACGAAAUGCAGAAUGGAAACUAAGAUUUUGGUACUGAGGAUGGAACUGAGGUAAAGGAGCAAAAAGUGUCAGUAUAAUACGAGAUAAUAUUCGCAAAAUUCCUGAUUUAUUAGUACAACUUAUGACUGCAAAUACGUCUGUAAUGAAGUGUUAAUUCAUGCUAUGAAAAUUAAUUAGUAUGAGGCAUAUUAUACAAUUGUUGUAAGUAUUAUCGUUUCACCUGAAUUUUACGCUUAAAUGAAAAAGAAAAAUUGAAACUUUUGUAACUAUAAAUAACACAGAACACUUUUUAUCAAUCUUUAUAUGAAAAUAUUCUAUUGGAGUUUUCGCGUUAAUUCAAUCAAGCAGCUAUAGAAUAUUUAAAACAUAAGUGAUGAUAAUUUCACCAUUAUUCUUCUAGUUUAAGCAAACACCAUGCGUCGUUGCAUUUUCUUUAUACUAAAUAAUUGAGAACUCGAUGUAUGUACGAUUUUAUUUUUCCAUGCUACUUUAACCGAUUACUCGUUAAGGGAAGGCAAUACGUAAAUAAAUUGUAAAGAUAGGAUUAUAUAAUUGGUGAAACACUUUCUCCCCCGAUUCUGUGUGUAAGUUUAUACGAGUAAGUGUGAUGAUACUGCAUUGUCAUGUGCAUGCACGAGUCUUCUCCCUCACUAUUAGAAUUACGAAUAAAAAUGGACAAAAAAAGAAUGGAAGAAUAUGAAGUAAACCUCGACGAGUCAAUAUGAAUCGAAUGAAAGUUUACUCAUUGAGACGCAUUCGAACGCUAUUCCGACUGAAGUAUUUUAACGUCAUUUAGAGUACCAUAGUACAAGGCGACAAGAUAGUCAAUCGAUAUCGCAUUUACAGACAGAUAGUUCAUUCCUUGUAUUUUUUAUCCCUUUGCGAGACAAAUGUUUGCGGACUUUUUUAUCGAGGCUACGACCGCGUACACGGUGUCAUCGAUACUCUAUUUGCGAUGUUCAACGAUUUUUACACUAUUUAUUAUAUAUUAUGCGAAACUAAGAGAUUUGUAAAAAGAAGAAAAGAAAGAGAAAACGCGGAGCUGAAGAAAAGAAAGAGUAAGAAAGAAAGUGGCGCAUUCAUUAGACCGAUAAAAUAAAUGACUUCUUCAAUGUGUGUGUUUCGUGGAAACAUUGCGAGAUGAUAUGACAGAUUAUGUAUGUCGAGACGAUCUUCUUUGCCGCCUUUUUCUGUCGCGAAACUAACUGCGAAAAAAAAAAAAAAGGAAAACAAAAUGUAAUGCGAACGAGUUUAUAUCCAUAGUAUACACGAUUACGUGGAUGUAACGAAUGAUCACAAUGGCUCAGAUUAUUCCGUAAGAUCAGGUAAAGAUCUACAGGAAGCGUAAGCUAAAAUAGAACGACGAAAGAAUUCAAUACAUGUAGUAGUGUGUGGAUAUACAGGGAAAUAGAUUGUAAAGAUUUUUAUGACUGUCUGAAAUUAUUAUUGUCUUUGGUA